AUGGGUCCCAGUAAGCCAGCGGAGGUGCCAGGGGUUCUUCAACAACAGGGUGUCCGUCAACUAGUGCAGCCACCAGAGCUGGUGUUCACCGUCUCCACCUCCUACAUCAAGGUGUGGGACAUCUGGGACUCGGCCACGUGCGUCCGCACCCUCAUCUCUUCGGGUCAGGUGAUCUCCGGGGACGCCUGUGCCGGGACCACGACCCGCACCAUCGCCAGCGUGCAGGGCGAGCACCAGAUCAACCAGAUCGCGCUCAACCCCGCCGGCACCAUGCUCUACGCCGCUGCCGGGAACUCCGUCCGCAUCUGGGAGCUCAACAGGUUGCAGCCUAUCGGGAAGCUGACCGGCCACAUCGGGCCCGAGAUGUGUCUGACUGUGAACCAGACCGCGAGCAACCACGACCUGGUCGUCACCGGCUCCAAGGAUCACUAUGUCAAGUGGGACCCUCCCUCCCUCCCGCUCACGGGCAGCACAAAAGGCCUUUGA
Molecule: messenger RNA, 486 nt
Organism: Chelonia mydas (Green sea turtle)
Lineage: Eukaryota; Metazoa; Chordata; Testudines; Cheloniidae
Product: kinesin-like protein KIF21B
Exons: 4
Coding region: 1-486 (161 amino acids)
Molecular function (GO): protein binding
Source: RefSeq, a predicted model, not a curated record